UCCCUUAAACAUAGCAAUUGUGUAUGUCAUUAACUUAUUAUCAUAUAGGGUCUUAAGCUAUAUAAAGGAUUGUUAUUACAUAAAUUGUCUUAUAUUAUCAAUGGCUAAUUCUAAGGACUAUAUUUCGUUUGUUCUUCUUUGUGUUUUCCUCUUAUCUUCACAUGCCUUGGCACAUGAAUUAUCCAAGGAGGAAAGAAUUUCAACACUACGUGCUAUGAAGGUUCAUGGGUUAGAAGGUUCAACAAGUGACUCAAUUCACAAUGGUUUUGGUUAUUAUUAUUAUCCAAAUCAAUGGGGUAGUAUUCCUCAUCCCCCUCCUGGUUCGAGGUAUAGUCCGAAAAGGCCACCACCUCGUCGCGGUGGCCCUCCUCCUCUUCCUCCUCCUUCAAAUUACUAUCCUCGCAUGAUGGGCUUCCUCCUUCCUUUUCACACUCCAUUGCUUCCUAUGCACACUCCAUUGAUGUCUUUCUCUGGUGAUUCAUUUGGUUACCAACCCUUAAACAUAAAAGAUAUAGGUAAGACAUACGCAUUUUAA
Arachis duranensis is the source of this 535-nucleotide messenger RNA. RefSeq lists its product as uncharacterized. The transcript has 2 exons. Bases 101 to 535 code for a protein of 144 amino acids. The record is from RefSeq and is a predicted model, not a curated record. Lineage: Eukaryota; Viridiplantae; Streptophyta; Magnoliopsida; Fabales; Fabaceae.